AUGCUGGACAAAAGCAGUGAUGAAGUGCAGCCACAGUCUGGACGCUGCUCGGACUGUGGCUGCAUUUUCAGCCUGCCACGGUCAGACUCCCACCCAGAGUCCAGCGACACCCCUAAACAGCAAACAGACAGCCCCUCCAGAUGCCCAUCGUGCCAGGCGGGCAGCAGCCCCACCAACGGUCGGAGGCCCCACCGCCGAGUCCCCCUCGACCCCCACAGCUGCAGCCUGUGCACCAAGACCUUCAUCUCCUCGGCCCAUCUCACCCUCCACCUCGCCUCGCACAACAAGGAGAGGAAGUUCAGGUGCAGCACCUGCGGCAAGUACUUCCAUCAGUCCUCCCACCUGAUGGCACACAAGAUAAUCCACAGCGGAGACAGGCCCUUCAAAUGCCCAGAUUGCGGUAAGACCUUCGGCCGAGCCUCCCAUCUGAAGACCCACCGCCGGCUCCACACGGGGGAGAAGCCCUUCAAGUGCACCUACUGCGACAAGUCGUUCACCCAGAAGGCCGGGCUCCUGGCACAUGUUCGCCUCCACACCGGGGAGAGGCCGUACAAGUGUGAGCGGUGUGGCGAGGGCUUUCGCUCCUUGUCCCUCCUGCUCUCUCACAAGGCUCAGGAGGCGUCUGGACAGACCAAACCAGUGUCCACACCACCGUUCAACCAGCCUCAGAAGACACAAGGCAACACAGAGGAUCUCAAGUGUGGUGUCUGCUGUCGCACCUUUGUCCGAUCUUCAUACAUCAGGCUGCACAUACGCCUCAACAAAGGACAGAGACCUUAUCACUGCAAAGUGUGCAACAAGACCUUUGUGAAGCUGGAUACGUUUGUGAACCACUGUGACAAGCACUUAAGGCAAAAAAAGGAGAAAAACAAGGAGGUUAACGACAAAGUGGUUAAGCCUCCUCUGUUUGUUCCGCUCUCCAGGCCUCCUACUCCUGAGUCCUCGCCCACUGGGCCUUUAUCCUCGGAGGUCAACACGCGCUCCAGAGCAAAAGCAAAGAGCAAGACAGAGCCAUGACCAAGUGGAGACGAUCUGCCGAGACAAAGAUGAACUUUACCCAAGAAAUGUGUCACAGCAGUUCUGCCACAGCAAAUACACCUGUUACUGACAGGUCAAAUAAAAACUUAGAUGUUUACAAAUGAUACGAAUUAAAAGAAAAGGAUAAGAGCAAAUUAGUAGUUGAAUAACUCCUAAAAUACUGUUAUUUAAUUUACAUCAACAACCUAAUUGUACAGUUAUUUUAUUCAGAAUAAUUUAAUUGUGAAAAAAUGUCUUUGUGAGCAUUACACUGUUGUGUUUUUAAUGCAUAUUUUAGCACAAAAGUCUAAUUAACAUUUGUAAUGUAUCAGUGGAAUACAUUGUUCACUCUAAUCUUUCAAUGUAAAAAGGUUCAACAUUGAAACCAUUGUAAUUCAUGGUUAAUCUGUUGGCUUUGUUAAAUCCACACAAGCCCAGAGGCAUGUAUGCACAAAUUAUAAUGUACAUGAAAUGCUUAUUGUAGGACAAUAUGCAUAUUUAGUACAACGGACAUAAAAACAUAGUGUUGUGGCCCGAACUCUGUGAAAAAGUAUUUGGUGUUACAGUUGUGACCAUCCCCGGUACAUCACUGAUCUUUUCCCACUGAUUCCAUUUAGCGUAACUCCCCAGUUCAUUCUUAGCAGAUGCAUUUGUCUCUGUAAACCUGCUCUUACAGCAUGGCUCAUGGUGUGCUGCAUCACCUGGGCUUGUAGCUAUAGAGUUAUCACUGUACGCCUACGUGUGCUGCCAGAUGACCCUCCUUUCACUGUCGCAUUGGUGGCAACAUUAAUUCCAGGCCAGCAGCAGCUCACAGCUGAACAGACGAUGUAUUAGGCAGGUUUUCUGUGGAUCCCCGCUGUUGAUGGGUGAGAGUAUGUCACCUCCACAUGGGGAAACUCUUUGUUCCAACCUGAGGACAGAGGAAAAAAGCAAGUUUACAACUUUAUGGACACUGGCUUAAAGCCAAGUCUGGACUUUUGGGAAGCUAAUAUGUGUACCUGAAUCACCUAGCAUGAAAAAAAUGUAACCACAAAGCUAUGAAAGAUAAUAAAAUCAUCUGUCACCA
This is a messenger RNA of Amphiprion ocellaris (clown anemonefish), 2083 nucleotides long. RefSeq names its product zinc finger protein 239. Bases 1 to 1017 code for a protein of 338 amino acids. Gene Ontology annotation, molecular function: RNA polymerase II cis-regulatory region sequence-specific DNA binding; DNA-binding transcription factor activity, RNA polymerase II-specific. The record is from RefSeq and is a predicted model, not a curated record. Gene Ontology annotation, biological process: regulation of DNA-templated transcription. The transcript has a single exon. Lineage: Eukaryota; Metazoa; Chordata; Actinopteri; Pomacentridae.